Molecule: messenger RNA, 831 nt
Organism: Chlorella variabilis
Lineage: Eukaryota; Viridiplantae; Chlorophyta; Trebouxiophyceae; Chlorellales; Chlorellaceae
Exons: 7
Coding region: 1-831 (276 amino acids)
Source: RefSeq, a predicted model, not a curated record
AUGGCUUCCGAGCACGCGAAUCUGUUUCAGCAGCCGCCUGUGCCUCUCGAGGCCGGACCUGAGCUGCCAGUGCAGCCCGCAGAGCCGCUGACUCCCCAGGCGUUGGAGGUGCUGGCAGAGAAGGAUGCUGCACUGUAUGACCAGCACCUGCGCAUUAUGCGUUUCGAUGAUGCGCUGGCAGAGGUAGCCAGCAGACGUGGGCUGCUGAUGCGCUUCCACAUCAAGUCCAGCCGGACCCAUCACGUGCAGCCAGACUUGGUGGUGGAGGCACCCGAGUGCAUGACGGUUGAGUACCUGAAGCGUAGAGUUGUCAAGGCCAAGCUGCAACGUGGUGACAAGCUGAUGAGCACCACGCGCUUCCUGCUGCGCAAGCGGUUUGCCGGUGCCAGCGGUGGUGAGGUGGCUCAUGGAAUGGAGGAACUGCCCUCAGCCACCCCUGCUGGCGAUGAGGUCUUCUUGUUCCACCUGGGCUACCGUGCCCCUGGGCCCUACGAACUCUACAUCGCCACGGCGGCACAGACCAGCGACCUGGAGCAGCAGGAGGCGAUGCUGGCCAGCCUGAAGACUCAUGCGCAGAAGCAGCAGCAGAACUGGCAGCAGGCAGCUGCCACCAGCAUGGCCGCCCAACCUGCCGAGGUGGUGGAUUGCAAAGAUAAGUGGAGAAACAUUGUGAAGCUGGCGUGCGCGGGGAAGCAGGCGCGCUCCGCCGACCUCACUGAGGAGCAGCGGCAGAUUGUGAGCAGCAUUGUUUUUCGCUCAAAUGGCGCAGUCAACAGCACCCCUGCCAGCCAGACUGCUCCUGGCGACAGCCCACCCCAGCAGCAGCAGUAA